AUGGGCGCCGAUAAGCGAGAAGUUCUCGACCUAUGCAUCCGAAUUCUGGAGAGCUUAAAGGUUCCCGGUGCAGCAGGACGAGAUCAAAUGUUAUCUACUCUUGCCCCCCAUGGAACUGCAUGCCAUGCCCGAACUAUGGUAAAUAAGGGCUUUGAACAUGAGCAAUUUCCGCUCGAUUUUGCAGGUCGUAUACCAUGGGACUCGAUCAAGGCCGGAGAGCUCGAAGAAGGGCUUGAUGGCGAGCCUACGGUCUUAAUCGAUCGCGACCUCGCCAUGGUUUGGACGCUAUACUGGUUUACGCGCAAUGGUGCUCUCAUCCACCUUGGGACUAAUUGCUUUACUCUUAUCAAAGCGGCUUGGGAUGAAAACCUGCCGCAGAAAAUUGAGUGGAAGAUUUGUGGCCUGACCGACACUGCUCGGCCUCCAACAGAUGAAGAUAGAAUACGGCUUGGAAAAGAGUAA
Trichoderma asperellum CBS 433.97 is the source of this 462-nucleotide messenger RNA. RefSeq lists its product as uncharacterized. The record is from RefSeq and is a predicted model, not a curated record. NCBI's taxonomy places the organism in Eukaryota, Fungi, Ascomycota, Sordariomycetes, Hypocreales, Hypocreaceae.